Molecule: messenger RNA, 5395 nt
Organism: Caenorhabditis auriculariae
Lineage: Eukaryota; Metazoa; Nematoda; Chromadorea; Rhabditida; Rhabditidae
Source: the annotation of a GenBank genome assembly
AUGCUCUUCCUAAUAUUUUUCAUCGCCGUAGUGGUGCUGCUUUUCUGGAAAUGGCUUGAUUAUCGUUCAUUGGAGGAAGUUCAAGGUUCUGUUAAAUCUGUCCUCAGCGGCAACGGACAACAUAUCAUCUCUAAUUUGUUCCAGGUAAUCAGAUUUUUUAAAUGUUUUUUUUUGGCUCUUUUUAUGUAGUAAAAACUAUGCAGAAUACUAACUAAACUCAUUUAGGUUGAUGAAAAGUCAAAAAGACAUGGAGGAGAGCUCGUCGCAUCGGUUUUGAAGGUCAGAAAAUUUAUAAAGAUAUCUGAAUUUUAAAAAAAUUUGAUUCCAGUCGCAUGGAGUUCAAGAGAUUUUCGUUUUGUGCGGCGGCCACAUUUCACCGAUUUUGGUUGCUGCCGAGAAGCUCGGAAUCAAGAUUUUCGAUACUCGUCAUGAGGUAUCUUACAAAAUGCCAGGCACUUUAUCGGUUAAUAGAAGUUCAGAAAAACGCUCAAGGAUUUUCUGAUACAUGUUGAAUCAAGUUAAAAUGAUGGUUACAAAAUUAAAAAGCUACAAAAAACAUAAUCUUAAUUGGAAAUUGAAUAAUUUCCAUGUAAUUAUUACUUGCCGAGAAAGGAUUUGAAAAUUUUUGGUGGUUCAUGUUGUUAAGUCUGAAGCAUAUCAUAUUUCAUAUUAGAAUCAGUUUUGAAAAAAAAAGGAGAAAGAAAAACCUUUUUCUACUUUAUGCGGCCUCAGAGUCUUUAAAAACUUCUUUUCUUGAGGUGACCGCUGUUUUCGCAGCAGACGCCGUGGCGCGUCUCCGUCAAUCCAUCGGAGUGGCCGCCGUGACGGCCGGACCCGGCCUCACCAACACAAUCACGGCCGUCAAGAACGCCCAGAUGGCUGAGAGCCCGCUUCUGCUCAUUGGCGGAGCUGCUCCAACUCUCCUCAAGGGCAGAGGAGCGCUCCAGGUUUGUACAUCGACGUGUAGAUGACCCUUGUAAAAUUUGCACUUUCUAGUAAAUGAGGCCAGAAGACGGUCAAGCCUUCACUUGAAGAUAUCCUCAGAACGUGUGCACCAUUUUUCAAGAUUUUCCUAUUUUCAUAGGAAUUUUUUAAACUGAAAUAGUUUUUUCCUUUCAUUUACUAGGUAAAAAACGUCUUUUCAUGGCUUCUGUGUGCAACGGAAUUUGUUACCCGAUGAUACUUUUUUUGGUAUGGAAGAAAUUUUCAGAUUUUCGAUAUCUUCUCUAGAUUUUCAGUUGAAUUAAAGUUUAUUUGAGGCUGAGAACUUCUGGAAUACAGUCCAAAAUAUUUAGUGAAUAGAACGAGAUUUUUUUUAAUUUUUUGGCUUAAAAAAAUUUUGCUGCCUCUAAGACUGAAGCUGAAAUCCUCAAAAAGGCUUAUUUAGCUGAAAAAAACUUUUUUUGAUUCCAAUUUUUUUUUUGGAAACUCGGGAGUUUUGCUGCCAGAGCCUUUCAGAAUUAAAAUCAUAAGCACAACUUUUUCGGUAAACUUAAACUUUAAGCGGAAAAUUCCAACUGCAUAUAAAAUGAAAUCACUUUUUAAUAAGAAUGAUAAAAGAGAAUUUUACUGUUUCACUAUUUCAUUUCAAGUACGAAAAAAUUCAAAGGCGAGUGUUGCAAUUUGUUAGCAGCAGUAGAUUUCUGGAUUUCCCACAAAAAAAAACCUAUAAUUUUGCAGGAUAUUGACCAAAUGGUCCUUUUCAAGCCGCUUUGCAAGUACGCGGCGCGCGUCGAACGCCUUCGCGAUAUCGUUCCAACUUUGAAGGAAGCCAUCAAGGUCUCAAAAAACACGCAAAAUCUCUAUCUUAUACUAAAUCCAGGCGGCGAAGUCCGGCUGCCCUGGACCAGUUUUUGUGGAAUUCCCAGUCGACGUCCUUUAUCCUUAUGAACUCGUCGUCAAAGAAAUUGGGUUCAAUCCCAACGCCAAAGGUUUCAUCCAGGUAAAUUGAAGAAAAAAUAUAAAGAAAAAAUAAUCAUUUUUCAGAAAGCCCUGAAUUACUACCUUCGUUGCCACGUUUCUCGUCAGUUCGGUUCCGCCUGGUUCCCACAGGAUAUCACUCCGAUUCCGUCUUCGAUUCCUAUGCCAAAAUCAGAAGAUGUUGGUUUUUUUUUGCUCAAACGAAGGAAUCGGCUAGAAAAUUUUCAUCUGAGGGCCAAAGAGGAACCGAAAGGUUCCGCUAAAAGCUCCUUAAAAAACUUAAAAAAAUGUUUUUGAACCCUUUCUGAUCAUUUUUUCUAUCUUUCUGAAUUUUCAAAGUUGCAAGUUUCUUUUAAAAUUACCGUUACCGAGGUGAGGAAAAAAGUUAUGACCGUAUAAAGUUUGAAGAAUUCAUUCACGAUCGCAAAAAGUUCAAUAAUUGAAACUUUAGGUGAUGAAAAUCGUGGAGCUGGUUCGCCAAGCAAAGCGACCCGUUCUGCUUCUCGGAAGUCAGGCAACUUUGCCGCCAAUCAAGUGCGAAGACCUCGCCAAGGCUGUUGAGGUUGAGAAACACUCCGAAAAAAACCUGAACAAUUUAUUCAGUCCCUGGGCAUUCCCGUGUUCCUUGGAGGAAUGUGCCGCGGGCUUCUGGGCAAGGAUCAUCCCUUGCAGUUCCGUCACGUUCGUCGUGACGCCCUGAAGGACGCUGACCUCACUAUUCUUGCCGGUUUUUCACUUUUCUCUUUCUUGAGCAUGCUAAAUCGUUGGAUAUGUCUUUGAAAUAUCUUGUUUAUCACCUGAAAAAUAUUGAUUUAUUUAUGGAAUUUUUUCUUACAAGGAUAUUAUUUUCGUGUAAAUUUUUUUUUUUGAAAAUUCGCUGUAAUUUCACUUAAGGGGUCAGAUUAGAAUGGAUCAUAGUCGCUAGCUGCUAAAUUAUCUAUUUUGAAAUAUGCUUUCUCAAAUUCGUAUUCAUCACAGAAUAUGUGCUAAAACCAUCAUUUUACAACUUGGAAAAUCCCCAAAACUAAAAGUUUUCAAAGGUAGCUACUAUGACCGGUUUUUUUUAGACCUUCAGAGAAUUUUCGAGUAAUAUUUUUACAAGUUUUGCAUCAAAAUGAGCUUUCCCCUUUAGGAACCGUCGCCGACUUCCGACUCUCCUACGGAAGGACCUUGUCGAAGAAGUCGAAGAUCGUGGCGAUCAACCGAAACCGACAGCAGCUGACCAAGAACGAGAAGGCCUUCUGGAAUGCCGACGUCUCCGUCCAGGCCGACGUCGCCACGACGCUCGUCAAUGUCGCUUCUAGCGUUGGCGUGAGUUUUGUGGCGAUUUCUCGGGUUUGAGACAGAACAGGACCCAUAAGAAAAAUAGUCUGGACAGAAAAUGAGCUUGCAUUUAGCGAAUGAAUGUUUGCUCCAAGGGUAGAUCGAAUAAUUUGAAAUUGUAAUUUUUGCAGGACUUUUUUCUCUUGUUCAUAUGAUAGAGUAUGAAAACGACGCCGUAAAAGGUUGAAUAUUCGAAAAAAAAAGACUUUUUUUAGAGUUCGAAAUCAUGAUACGGUUAUAAUAUUUUUCUAAAGUAGAAAAAAAUGUUUUUUUAUUAUUUUUUUAUUCUUGCUUCAGUACCUAUUUUUACUGAGCUUUUCCAUCCUCUACGCUUUUUUCAGCUUUCAUCUUCUCAUUUACAUAUUUCAGUCGGGCCGCAACAAGCCAGAAGAAUGGAUCACUCAAUUGCGACAGAAAGACAACGAAAAAGAGGCGGCGAACGAGAAGAAAAUGUCGGAAGAACUCGUCAACGGCUACUUGAAUCCCCUCAGUUUUCUCUCCAAGUUUGAUAAGGUAUCUUUUUCUCUCAGUAAAUUUCCAAACCUCAAAAAAAGAAAAUAUUUUUAGAUCCUUUUUUUCUUUCUAGUGUUGAAAUUUGAAAAAAAUGCGAAGGAAGAUUAGGAAAAAAAGAAAAAUUCAAAUUCAAAAAUUCAAUUUUUUUAAAAAAAAGUAUGUAAAACAAAAGUAUUUUUGAAAAGGAAAAACCAUUUUUUUCGAACUUUUUUUCAAAGUAUCCACAGUCUACUAUAAAACGACAUCAAAAUAAAUUUUUUUAAUAAAAAAAUGCUCUAAAAAAACUGUGGUAGAAAAAAAGACAAGAUGAGAUUUCCUGUCAAGAAAAUGAGAAUUUUUGAUGUUACUUUCGACUUUUUCAAACGCCUUCCAAUUUUUCAGACUCUUCCCGAUGACGCGAUUCUCGUGGCGGACGGCGGCGAUUUCGUCGGCUCAGCCGCGUACAUCGUCAGGCCCCGCGGACCUCUCCAGUGGCUGGAUCCUGGAGCCUUCGGAACCCUCGGAGUUGGCGGCGGCUUUGCUCUCGGAGCCAAGGUUGCUACAACGAACUUUUUUUUUUGGAAAGUGAUAAUAAUGCCGUUUUCAAAGUAGUUUCAAGUUGUAAGAUGACUUUUUUUUUCUCGAAAAUCUUUUUACAAUCAUAUCACUGUGGGAUAGGAUCCUACUUCUUUCAAUUUUCUCUCAUUUCCUCGAUUUCAAUCAUUUUUCCUCAUAGGCAUGAAGUUAGAAAAUGAUUUUCCUUCGAAUUUCAUUACAAAUUGGAAGUUUCAGGUUGUUCACCCAGACCGACCGGUCUACAUCAUCUGGGGCGACGGCUCCUGCGGAUACUCCCUGAUGGAAUUCGACACAUUUGCGCGCCAUCGACUUCCAGUCAUCGGAGUCGUCGGAAACGACGCCUGCUGGACUCAGAUCGCUCGAGAACAGAUCCCCAUGUUCAACAGUUCUGUCGCCGUCGAUUUGGCUGUCAGUUUUUUUUUAAAUUAUUAUAGAUAGGUCCGUAGAGAGAUUAAAAUUAAGAAAAUAUGAACUUCUGUGUUCAUUCUUCAUUCGGGAUUCUUUUCAAAAAAGUUCAAAACUUCAUUCGGGAUUAUAGUCCUUUUCACUUGACAAAACUUCAGAACGCCCCUCUAUUUCUAGUUUCCAAAAUUAUGUGAAAUAGUGAAAAAAGUAUUCUUCUCAUCUUAAUAAUUAUUGCUCAUAAUCGAAACGAAUCUAAAAAAAAAGACGGCGAGAGAGAAUAAAAUUCGAAAUUAACCAUUUACAGUACCGCUCAAAAGUCUAUUAAGUUUUUGGUUUUUUUGGGGAUAAAUUUUUUUGAAGUGCGAUAUCGAUUCAAAUUUUUUUCAUAGUUUUUCUGAGAGAGACAUACGUGUUCUGGCAAAAUUUCAAGUUGCUAGCUCAAAGAAUAAUAAUUUUUUUCGAGAAAAAAACGAAUUUUUCGAAAAAAAUCGAAUUUUUUUGCUAUUUUUCAAUUAAAAAAAUCAUAGCUCAACAAAAAAUUUUUUUAUCAACACAAAACAUUGUUAAAACAAUAUUCGGGACCUAGUACUUGGUUGCGAAGCCCCUGGCGUCAAUCACUGCCUGGCAUCUUCUCUGCAUAGAAUUGAGCAAAGUGUCGAUGGUAGACAUGGGGAUCUGA